Molecule: messenger RNA, 589 nt
Organism: Xenopus tropicalis (tropical clawed frog)
Lineage: Eukaryota; Metazoa; Chordata; Amphibia; Anura; Pipidae
Product: synaptotagmin-13-like
Exons: 3
Coding region: 158-589 (143 amino acids)
Source: RefSeq, a predicted model, not a curated record
CCCAGCGUGCCUUGCAGCAGCUUCCUGGCUUGCCUCUGAACUGCAGCUCCCAGCAACAGAACUGCCAUUUUCCACAGCAGAACUGUAACUCUUUGCAGCAACUUCGGCUUGGUCAUCCAGGGUGUUCACUCGCUCGGGGACCUCGAUUACAGAUGGAAUGCUGCCCGUACCGAUGAGUAUAUACAAGCGCACUGAGCUGGUUCACCCUCUGGCCCCUGAGAAUGAAUAUGUGGAGAAGUUCAGCCAAAGCCUCAACCACAUCCCAAAGCUGCGCUACUCCCUGGGGUACGACCACCAGAAGAGAGAACUGUGUGUGUCUCUCCUAGAAGCUGUUGGUUGCCCACUUACCAAGGAGGAGGAGCCUGGGAGUCACCGCUACAUUGGGGGCACUCUCACCAGCAAUGGUGGGCAAACAGAAGCCCAGACCUCGCUGAUGAAUAGGACCCCACAUACAGUUUGGGACGAGGCUCUGCUGUUCCCCUUAUCAGAGGAGGAACGAGUAGAGGCUGAGCUAACACUCACCUUGAGGCACUGUGACCCGCUACUCCAGGCACCAGGUAGCCGGGGAAAUCACCCUGAGUCUGGCUAA